AUACGUUGCAGAAGAUCAAGGAGCUGAGACAAUGUCAGGAAUCAUCCACAAGAUUGAGGAGACCUUCGGAGGUCACAAGAAGGACGAGCAGAAGGGCGAGCACCACGGUGAACACACCGGGUUCGGCGAGCACAAGGGCGAGCACCACGGUGAACACACCGGGUUCGGCGAGCACAAGGGGGAGGGCGAUCACCACCACGGGUUCGGCGAGCACAAGGGCGAGGGCGAUCACCACCUCGGUCACGGCGACCACAGGCCCGAGCACCACGGCGGAGAACACAAGGAGGGCCUUGUGGACAAGAUCAAGGACAAGAUCCAUGGUGAUGAUGACCAUGAGAAGGGAGAGAAGAAGAAGAAGAAGGACAAGAAGAAGCACGAACAUGGCCACGGCCAUGACAGCAGCAGCAGCGACAGCGAUUAGAUCGCCUUCUAUGUCAAGGUUUGUGUAACUGAAGCAGCGAGGGUUUGUCUUACUUAUGUUUCUUUGGGUUGUACUGGAUUAAAGUCCCCAAAAAAAAAAAACAAAACAGAGUGGUUUAUUUGAGUAUGUUAGUUACUAAUUCAGUUAUGUGAGUUGCUGAAAGUAAAUCCACUGCUUUGGUGUUGACUUAGAUGACAGUAUAAAUAAACAGCGUGUAUUUUUGAUA
Messenger RNA from Neltuma alba, 647 nucleotides. RefSeq names its product protein SRC1. The transcript is spliced from 2 exons. The record is from RefSeq and is a predicted model, not a curated record. Gene Ontology annotation, molecular function: metal ion binding. Bases 32 to 421 code for a protein of 129 amino acids. Lineage: Eukaryota; Viridiplantae; Streptophyta; Magnoliopsida; Fabales; Fabaceae.